This is a messenger RNA of Anneissia japonica, 3459 nucleotides long. RefSeq names its product cyclin-dependent kinase 11B-like. The transcript has 17 exons. The coding region runs from base 16 to 2439 and encodes 807 amino acids. Gene Ontology annotation, molecular function: cyclin-dependent protein serine/threonine kinase activity; ATP binding. Gene Ontology annotation, biological process: regulation of mitotic cell cycle; protein phosphorylation. Lineage: Eukaryota; Metazoa; Echinodermata; Crinoidea; Comatulida; Comatulidae. The record is from RefSeq and is a predicted model, not a curated record. Gene Ontology annotation, cellular component: nucleus.
GCGUCUAAAAUCUCUAUGAAAAUAGGUGUGCAGAACAUGCCUCAGGAAUCCACAAGGGCAACAGAACAACAACCAGAAGAGACUUGGAGAGUGAAAACUCUUGACGAGAUAUUGGCAGAAAAAAAAAAACGCAAGGAGAGGGAAGAGACAAAGAAAACUGACGAGAGCAAGACCACAAUGUCACAUGAUCAGGAAGAAAGAAUGGAUGACUAUGAUUCCCUGGACAUAAAGCCACCACAGCUUACAACAUACAAAGGAAAGAAGUCACAUAAGAAAGAUGAUAGAAGAGACCGGCAGAAAACUAGUUCCCUAGAAAGAAAACAUAAAAGUAAACAAUCAAGAUCUGACAAAGAAAAAUCAUCGCAGGAUCAUUACAAGAGAAGCAAAGACAGGAGAUCAGACCCAUAUGACUCACGAGUAUCGCGAGAUAAGAAUCAUGAACCAAGGGACAGCUACAGCCACGAUAGACACAGUAGACAAGAGCCAAGAGGGUACAAUCCACAGAGCCAUCAUGAAUCAGACAGAGACCGAUCUUGGAGGCAGACAUCAGAAAGUCGAUAUGAGAGAGGUCAUCCAAGGGUAUCCAGACAUUCAGAUGAAUAUCGAAGGCACUCUCACAGAGAUGGCUCAAGGUCACAAGCUAGUGUCGAAGUGGAAAGGAGUCAUUCAAAUGAUCGCAGAGACAGAAAACAGAAGUAUGAGAGGGACCGAAGUCCCCUGCACAGACAACAGCAUGAUAAUCACUCGACAAGAGACCACCGAGGGUACAGCGAAGAAGAACCAGCUUCAAAAAUGGAGGUUGAUCGUGUUACUGAGGAGGAGGAGGAGGAGGAGGAGGAGGAAGAGGAGGAGCAGCAGCGUCAGCAACAGUCUGAAGAUGACGGAGACCAUGAACAACAUUCUGAUGUGGAUGUAGUCUCUUCGGGGAAAGAAUCAGGGGAAGAGUCUGAAGGGAGUGAGAGUGGGGAGACAGAGGAAUCUGAAGAUGACUCGGACAAAGAUAGUGACGAGGAGAAUAGUGAGGAUGAUGACGAUGACGAUGAUGAAGAGGAUGAAUCUGCUUCUGAAUCAGAGGCUUCUGAAUCAGACACUGCUUCCAGUUCAGAAUCUGAUGAUGGAAGUGAAAGUGAACACAGUGAAAAAGAUGAAAAUAUAGCUCAAAAGCAUCAAAGUACAAAACCUUUAAAACCCUCAAAAGGUGUUCAGAAGUCUAAAUUUGACAAGGAUUCUUCACCCGAACCCCAAGUAGUGGAGCCAGAAGGCAGUCCCGGAAACUACCUCCCAGACUCACCACCAGUGUCACCAGUUGAAUUGAAACCGGAGUUACCCAUUUACCUGCCGGCAAUUUCCGGAUGCAGAAGUGUGGAGGAGUUUACCUGUCUCAACCGCAUUGAAGAAGGUACAUACGGAGUUGUGUACAGAGCAAAGGACAAAAAACUUGAUGAGGUAGUGGCAUUAAAAAGGUUGAAAAUGGAGAAAGAAAAAGAAGGUUUUCCAAUAACAUCUUUACGAGAAAUUAACACGUUGCUCAAGUCUCAACAUCAAAAUAUUGUUACAGUCAGGGAAAUUGUUGUUGGUAGUAAUAUGGACAAAAUCUACAUUGUGAUGGACUAUGUAGAACACGACUUGAAGACUUUAAUGGAAACCAUGAAACAGCCCUUCACACAAGGAGAAAGUAAGUGCUUAUUAAAGCAAUUGCUAGAUGGAGUUCACCAUCUCCAUGACAACUGGAUACUACAUCGAGAUCUCAAGACAUCAAACUUACUGCUGAGCCACAAGGGUAUAUUGAAGAUUGGUGACUUUGGUUUGGCACGGGAGUACGGUUCCCCUCUUAAGCCUUACACACCUAUUGUGGUUACUCUGUGGUACAGAGCACCUGAGCUUCUUCUUGGAAUUAAGGAGUACGCCUGUCCGAUUGACAUGUGGUCAGUGGGUUGUAUAUUUGCUGAGUUUCUUACCAUGAAGCCACUAUUCCCAGGCAAAUCUGAAGUUGAUCAGUUGAACAGGAUAUUCAAGGAACUUGGAACACCAAGUGAAAAGAUCUGGCCAGGCUACAAUGAACUACCAGCAGUGAAGAAAAUGACGUUCGCUGAUCACCCUUACAACAACCUUCGCAGUCGAUUUGGAACUUAUUUGACUGAUGUUGGCUUUGAGCUUAUGAAUAAGUUCUUGACCUAUAACCCUGCUCGCCGUAUAACAGCUGAGGAAGCUAAGAAGCAUGAAUACUUCAAAGAAAGGCCUUUACCAAUCGAUCCGUCCAUGUUUCCCACAUGGCCAGCAAAGAGUGAAAUGGCAAGGGUGAAGAAGAGUAGCCCAAAGGCACCAGAAGGGGGACAGCAGUAUAAGAAUUUAGAUGAUGAUGAAGCAGAUGAGGGUUUCCGAUUAACUCUUGCCUCGCAAGGUGCUGCUAAAGGAUUGGGAUUCAGUCUAAAGUUCUGACCUCGGUUUGCUAAUUCUACCGCCAUAUAGUUUAAGCAUUGUCCACACCAGUAUAUGGGUGUGAUGACAGCAUUCUGCCAUUAUAUGUGUGGACACAUAUAUCACUCUAGUGUGAACAGAGGUUUUACUACACCUACAGAGUAUAUUCAACUACAGAAAAACAUGUAAUGUGUAGACAUUGACAUAGUCUCGUGGAACAUGAUGUUGAUAAUAUCCCUUGAUGCAUUGGUGGCUUGAGAACUAUGCUCAAAGAAGAUCCAACAAGUGUGACAGAGGAUCUAAAAACAGGGGGAUCAGAACCAGUGAGGCCAUCUAUAGCAUAGGUCAGGGUCCAGGAAUAAAAUAAUGGGGAGAGAUUUUUUGGCUUAGCAUGGCCCAAAAUACAGUAUGCUUUUAGCCCACAGUUUAGGAAUUGACAAUCAAAAUAACUUGUUUAGUAUGUAAUAUGUCUGAUUCAUUUUAUUAACAUUGGCCAACAUUGUAUCUGAAGGCUUCAGCCCAGUAAGUCAGUGUCAGUGGUGUCUAGAAAUAUAUGUUGAGGGGAAGAAGUGUCUGACAGAGGGGUUUAACAAUUUCCAUUGGAGACCAGCAGAGCCUCCAGGCACUGGGGUGAAUUCUUUUUGCGCAACUACUUCUCAGUAUAUCAUUACGUUUGUUUGUACUAUACAGUGUUUAUUUUGCUUUAACAUUUUUUUUUAUUAGUUUUUAUUUAACAUUUAUUGAAUUAUAUAGUUUUUUUGAAAAUGUUUAGGCUACCAAAAAAAGGAAAAUACAUCAGAAUAAGUUAUUACGUACCAAGGAUGGGUCAGAGAGCCAUCAGCAAAUAGCAUUUGGAUGUAAAUUGUAAUGGCCUAAUCGAUUUAAAUCAUAUGAUUGGAAUGAUGGAAGUUUAUUUUAUAAAUGACAAAACCUUACUACUGUAUUGUCCGAAGAUCAGAAAAAAUAUUUUAAGCCUUCUUUGGAAGAUGGAUAUGUAUAUAAAGAUUUUUCAUGAUGAAAAUAAACUCUUUUUGCAAUAAA